Molecule: messenger RNA, 756 nt
Organism: Penaeus indicus
Lineage: Eukaryota; Metazoa; Arthropoda; Malacostraca; Decapoda; Penaeidae
Product: solute carrier family 22 member 6-like
Exons: 2
Coding region: 32-457 (141 amino acids)
Source: RefSeq, a predicted model, not a curated record
UGUUUACUUUCCUUCUUCAGACAAGUGGGCGAUGCUGGCCGUAGCUGCAUGCAUCAGGCUCUUCUCCACACUGCUUAUAUACAUCGUGACGAUUCAGAGUGGAGAGAUCUUUCCCACGCCGAUCAGGUCCACUGGGUUCGCUUGGAUGGUGGUGUGUGGAAUGGCAGCCAUGAUAGCAACCCCAUAUAUUCUUCAUUCGGGCUAUGGCGACUCUUUUCCUUACUGGCUCCUCGCAUCGUUCAUGUUACUCGGUGCCUUCCUAGGUCUGUUCCUCCCAGAGACUAUCGGCCUACCACUUCCCCAGACUUUCAAGGACGCUGAGAAAGUGGGCACAGGACGACCCCUUAUGACCUGGAUCCACCACUGGAACCAACACAGGUAUAUGCCAGUCUCGUCUGAGGAACCUGACAAUCUUGAACUCAAGAGAGGUUUAAAUACAUGUGAGAAAGAGAACUAAAGGUUUCAGUUUACUAGACUGUACAAGAACGGACAUAUGUAACAAUAAAGACCCCAAGUGACGUAAAUUCGAUAUAUUUUAUUUUGAUUUUUUCUUAUUAUUUUUUUAAAACUUAAUAAAUUAAAAUCAAUCUGUAAUUGUUCUAUCAACACGCUACGACACAAGUAGAUAGAGCGAAAGAUAAAGAAAUAAAAAAUACUUCUUGGCUGAAAUCUACCUCACUCAUAUGUAUGGUCUUUUUUGUACUUUCAACAAGGGAUGUCUGUAUGUAUGGAAAGAUUAAAAUUAAGUAUGACUUA